GUAAAGCAGAAGGUGAACAAAUGACCUUCAAACUGCACCAGUCUCCCUGGAUAAGGGGGCGGGGAGAGAAGUAAUUGGGAAUGAAUGAGGUCAGAGUAGCUUCCCCCCAACAGAAGAGAGUUCUCCAUUCUCCCUUCUUUCAGGAUCAUGGGUACAUUUUUCUCCUUGACUCCCUGAGCUAGAUCAGUUGGAAAUAGCAAAGCUAAGUUACUGGCAUCCUCAGUUCUUUUCAUGAAGUGACUGGAUAGCGUUUGGGCUCUCUUCUGAAGGGAGAGAAAGAGAGUAACAGAGAGAGACAGAAAGACAAAGAGAGAAGAAGGCAGACAAGUGUGCAUGAGAGGGAAAGACAAACCCAGAAGGGUGCAGAAAGCAGUAGAGGAAGAAGAAGAAAGAAGGAACUCACUCUGGAAAGGGAGUUUCCCUGCUCCUCACCCCACUGUGAGGACUGGCGAGGAUGAACUGAAAUUAGGAAGGAGGCACUGGCCCUAAGCUACAUGAGACAGCAGAGUCAGCUGUUUUUUUCUUCAUGGGGAUCGGUAGCCCGCUCGUGACCGUCUCUGCUCUGGCAAGUCUCUCUUGGUUUCCCCAGGUGAGAUGUGAAGAGGCCUGUGUGAAUGCUGAACACUGCUCAAGCACUGAUUGGGUCCGUCUCUGGUACAUCUGGCUGGUGGUGGCGAUUGGCGGGCUGCUGCUUCUGUGUGGCCUGGUGUCAGCCUGCAUGAGAUGCUGCUGCCGGCAGGCAGGGGAGGAGUCGGGUUCCCACCCCUAUGAGGUCACAGUCAUUGCCUUUGAUCAUGACAACACUCUCCAGAGCACUAUCACUUCUCUGCAUUCUGUGUUUGGUCCUGCUGCCAGGAGGAUACUGGCUGUGGCACAUUCCCACAAUGCUGUGCUAGGAGCACCACCCCCUUGCGGAUCGGAGACCCCUCCAGUCUAUGAGGAGGCCCUACAUAUGAGCAGGUUCACGGUAGCCCAGACCGGACAGAGAGUCCCAGACCUGGCCCCAGUGCUAGAGGAAAAGCAACAGGCAUCAGCUGUGAAAGAUGAUUCACAACAAGACCUCCCCUGAUGUGAAUGCACCCAAUUUCUUUCUUUUUUUUUUUCAUUUGGCCAACAAUGCAGAGUACUAAUAUUCAAGGGGAGGAUCCAAAAUCUGUUCUAGGUGGGCUCAGGAAUACAGUUCAGGUUAUUCUCCUCUUUAAUCUAAUGUCCUGACCAAAGAGAGUAACUCAAUUUCCUAAUACUUUAUGACUCAUAAUAUUUUCAUGGAUCUCUCUUGAUACCUCACUGGGAUCUUUUAUUGUUAAUUAGUUAUUAUUAUUUAUUACUUUCAUUACACACAUCAAUAAGAUGCCCAUCACCGUAGUCUCUAGCACCAUAGUUAGUGCCUUGCAUCAUGGCAGCAGGGUUAUUCUGUUGACCCACUCUGCUGGCAGUUGUUGGUGUCCUGCAGGAAGAUGCUGACUGAUUCCUGAUGGCUCAUUGUGGCAGGUGUGGCUCAGUCACUCCAACUGGGCUGUAAGGGAAGUGGGAAUGGUUAUUUUGUUAGAGGGAGACAGGCAUAGGACACAGAGAUCUGAUGGAAGAACACUAGGAACAGCCAAGAUUAGGGAAAGAGCUUGAGGUGGAAUUUGUGUUUUAUUAUUAUUAAUUACCUUAUUAAUAAAGACACACCCCAAGAAAAGGGUGAGUUUAACCUUAUACAGUGUUUAUAUUUUGGAGCAGGGUGGUAACACCACCUGCUUAUAUACGGUACAUAACUGUGAUCAUAUAACACUGUAGAUACAUGCAGUGCUUUAUAGACCAUAUUGAAAAACAAGAGGCCCAGUCCUGAAGAGCUUAUAUUUGAACUCAAAAAAAUGUGUUAUGUGGGAUAACAGAUCAGAGAUGGGAAGGGGCAGAAACACAGCUGGUAAAAUAAACUCAAUUAAUAUUUAUCUGUGUAUUAUUACUAGGCUUGGAAGGAUUAGAUUUUUUAUCAGCAAAUGUCGGUUAACAUCAAUUUCAACAUACACUCACAAAUGGACAAAAAAUAUUUCCAUUGAUAAUAAUCAAAAUUUACAGAUAUGUAAAGUAAGAAAAAUGCUGCAUGAGAACUUAUUAGAGUUUGAUUCAAGAAUAUUUGUGUGCUCUCAUGUCAUAUUGACAAUUUGUGGUCAUAAAACUUUAACUGUUUUUUCAAUGUCUGUCAAUAAAAAAUUGUCUGACCUCCCUC
Molecule: messenger RNA, 2215 nt
Organism: Chelonia mydas (Green sea turtle)
Lineage: Eukaryota; Metazoa; Chordata; Testudines; Cheloniidae
Gene: TMEM52B
Product: transmembrane protein 52B
Exons: 5
Coding region: 527-1069 (180 amino acids)
Source: RefSeq, a predicted model, not a curated record